This is a messenger RNA of Fusarium oxysporum Fo47, 1785 nucleotides long. RefSeq names its product permease for cytosine/purines, uracil, thiamine, allantoin-domain-containing protein. The transcript has 11 exons. The coding region runs from base 1 to 1785 and encodes 594 amino acids. Gene Ontology annotation, molecular function: nucleobase transmembrane transporter activity. Gene Ontology annotation, cellular component: plasma membrane. NCBI's taxonomy places the organism in Eukaryota, Fungi, Ascomycota, Sordariomycetes, Hypocreales, Nectriaceae. Gene Ontology annotation, biological process: transmembrane transport; nucleobase transport. The record is from RefSeq and is a predicted model, not a curated record.
AUGCAGUCAGACGGCUCGGACACCAAGCAUGGCUUCGCGGCCACUUCCGACUCAGAACCUGGGCAAGUUGGCCCGGUGAGGCGACGAUUCGGAUUCAACUUCAGCCUCGAAGUUCGCCAGGAAGAGAGCUCUUUUGCAACGACAAAAAAUGCCUCCAAUGCGGAUUUUGACCCGAUCCCCCCUUCGAAGCGAACCUGGAAUUGGGGCGCCUAUGUGGCGUAUUGGAUGGCAGAUGCGUGGGCUGUGUCGAACUGGGAAGUUGCGUCAUCGAUGAUUGCUGUUGGACUAAGUUGGCGAAUGGCAAUUGGAGCCUGUGUUCUUGGUAACUUUCUCAUGGGUCUCGUCAUUACGACCAAUGGAAGAAUAGGAGCUAUUCUGCACACCCCAUUCCCGGUUCUCGCUCGCAUGCCCUUUGGCUACUACUUCAGCUACUUUGUUGUGCUGUCCCGCUGUGUCCUUGCCAUUGUCUGGCUCGGUGUGCAAACCACGACUGGAGGUCAAUGCAUGACCGUUCUGCUGACUGCCAUCUGGCCGAGCUUUGCCAACAUCCCGAAUCACAUUCCAGAAUCUCAGGGCAUCACCACUGCAGGGAUGUGUGGAUUUGUGCUUUACUUCCUCCUUCAGCUUCCCUUCUUGUGCAUCCCGUACACCAAAGUACUACUCUAUAAGCCCUUCAUUCAAUACUUCUUCGCCUUCAAGAGUAUCAUCGCUCCGAUCAUCUUCCUGGCUGUCUUUGGUGAUACAUUGCAUAAGGCCGGUGGAACGAUUAGCCACAGCACUGUGAUUACAAAGGGAACUACCAUUCAUGGUGCCACGUUGGCAUGGGCCUUCUUCAACAAUCUCAACGGAGUCUUGGGUAACUACUCCACGCUCGGCCUCAAUAUCGCCGACUUUUCGAGAUAUGCCAACAAGCCCAGCGCUCAAAACGUGCAAGCCAUCGUUAUCCCCUUCAUCUUCAUUUCAUCAGCCAUUGUCGGCCUCCUUGGCAUUUUCACCGCAGCCGCUUCCCAAUCAGCGUACGGUGAGGUUCUCUGGAACCCUAUUGAUAUUAUCAGCUUGUGGAUGAAAUCUGGUUCCCACGGCGGUCGAGCUGCAGCUGCCUUCGGCGCUAUCGGCCUGCUGAUUGUUACGCUUGGUAUUAACAUUUCCGCCAAUUCUAUCAGUGCCGCGAAUGAUUUGAUGGCCUUUGCUCCCCGGUAUAUUAAUAUCCGACGUGGCCAGAUUCUCGCUGCCAUAAUUGGUAGCUGGGCUUUUGUUCCGUGGAAAAUCUUGGCCUCGGCUCAAAAGUUUAUCGCCUUCCUCAACGGCUAUACCAUCUUCCUGGGUCCUAUGACCUCUAUCCUCAUGACAGACUACUAUAUCCUCCGCCGCGGCAAAGUCUCCGUUCCGGACAUGUACAACUUCCACGGCAUCUACCGCUACUCUCAGAAAUGGGGAACCAACUGGCGUGCUGUGGUUGCCUUCUUCAUUGGCUGCAUCCCUCCUCUUCCUGGCUUCAUCGAUAACAUUGUGGAAGCGGGUGGUAGCAAGACCAGCGUCUCGGCAGGAGGUCAACACCUCUUCUAUAUUGGUUAUAUCUACUCCUUCUUGUCCGGUGGCGUCUUCUACUAUAUUCUUAACCACUUUUUCCCGGCCCCUGAAAGUAUGGUGGAAUUUGCUAUUACUGGAGAGGAUGUUAUUAGUGCUCAAGAUGCCAAGAACUUAGAGAUUAAGCAAGGAGGAGUUAUCACUAAUAAGCCUAAGUUAUCUGUUGCAGGUAGAACAUUAAGGCCAUCUAAGGAGUAA